CCAGCGCGGUGGAAGGGUGGGACUGGCAGGGGGGGUUUAGAAAGUGACUGGUCCCUGGAGUUGGGAACCAGGGACUGACUAUCUGGCAACAGGUAUCAGUGGCCAAGAGGGUUCCGGGCAGGGAUCUGCAGGGCAGAGGGCAAAUGGAAGGGUGAAAGGGCAGUUUCUUUAUAGGGUGUUGGAAGUUGGAAAGAGGCUCUCAACCCAGUUCCUCCCAUUCCCAAGCUAGGGUGGCCAUGAGCCCAGGGGUUGGCAAGUGUGGGCGUAGACGGGGACCACGGCUUGUGCCCCCCAUUGACUCACCCUUGUCCUGCUGGAUGCCACUUCCUUUGAAAUCUUUCCUCCAUUUCAGCCCUCCCCUGCUGCCUCUGUCUCAACACAGUCCUCCCGCCUCCCUAGAGUCCCAUGAGGCCGGCUGCUCUGGUGAGUUCCAGUUUGAGGCACUGUUCCGGGGCCAGAAGUCAGGGUAUUUCCGCAGAGCUCACCCCACUCCCUAUAGGAUGAUAUCACCUUGGAGCAGACCUUAGAACUGAAGCGCACCAUGACAGAACUGGAACCGGAGACACUGGCCCUGCUGGAAAUGAAGGGGCCCGAAGCUCCAGAGAAGAGCCCACCACAGGCGCUAGUCCCCACUGUCCAGCAGCCCAAGGCAGAAGAUGGGACCGAGUCCCCUGGAGCUGAGUCUCUCAGAGUGGGGUCUUCAGUUGGGUCUCCCAUAGUCAGAGAGGGGCCUGAGGAUGGUCCAGAGAGCACCAUAAGUGAGGCUGCGACCUUGCCCUGGGGAACUGACCCCCAGCCCAGCGCCCCACUUCCAGAUCCCCCAGGCUGGCGAGAUAUUGAACCAGAGCCCCUAGAGUUGGAGCCACUCACUAAGUUGGAGGAACCACUCACUACUAAGCCCGAGGAACCACUCAAAGAUGAUGCCAGCUUGCUCCUUGAAAACUCAGUUAGGGCUUUUGUGCCCAUUGACCUACAGUGUAUCGAGCGGAGGCCACAGGAGCGCAUGGAGCGCAGGAAUUUCCUGCCAGCCCGACUCAGCCACCCCGAGCCUCCAGAGUGCAAGUGGGCUGAGGCAGUUGUGAGACCCCCUGGCCGGUCCUGUGGGGGCUGUGGGAGCUGUGGAGGCCGCGAAGCACUGAGGGCUGUAGCCUCGGUGGUGGCUGCCCUCAUUUUCUUCCCCUGCCUGCUGUACGGAGCUUACGCCUUCCUGCCUUUCGAUGCUCCGAGGCUGCCCACCAUGAGCUCCCGCUUGAUCUACACCCUACGCUGUGGGGUCUUUGCCACCUUCCCCAUCGUGCUAGGGCUCCUUGUGUACGGGCUGAGCCUGGUGUGCUUUUCUGCCCUCCGGCCCUUCGGAGAGCCCAGGCGGGAAGUAGAGAUCCACCGGCAGUACGUGGCCCAGUCUGUGCAACUCUUCAUCCUCUACUUCUUCAAUCUGGCCGUCCUUUCCACCUACCUGCCCCAGGACAACCUCAAGCUGCUCCCCCUGCUCACUGGUCUGUUCGCAAUAUCUCGGUUGAUCUACUGGUUGACCUUUGCUGUGGGCCGCUCCUUCCGAGGCUUUGGCUACGGGUUGACUUUCCUGCCGCUGUUGGCCAUGCUGAUGUGGAACCUCUACUACAUGUUCGUGGUAGAGCCAGAGCGCAUGCUCACUGCCUCUGAGAGCCGCUUGGACUACCCGGACCACAUGCGAUCGGUCUCCGAAUACAGGCCGCGCUCUUGGGGCUGAGCAGGGGACUUUCAGUGCUUCCCUGAAACAAUUGCAGGCCCGGCCUUUGCCCUUCAAUGUGAGGAACCUUGCUACUGCCCCAUCCAGUUCUCUCUUAGCUGUUGUUUUACUCCUGGAGUGCGAGAACCUGAGACUGGAGAAGCUCACUUCCGUCCAGGCCUCCCACUACCUCACUACCGGCUUCCUGUGGGCCAGGGGUCUCUGCCAGCUGCAUAGAUGAAAGUCAAGGAGAUGGAAAACUGCCUAAGCCCAAGCGUAGAACUUGGAAUCACAUCAGAUAAGGACUUAGACAUCUUUGACACUAGAUGAAAACCUCCCUAGGGGGCCUGGAUUCAAGACCCUCUCUCUCUAUCCGUGGCUUCAAGACUCUUUUUGCCUCAGUCAAGACUAUUACAGCUGUUGCCUUCCCUCUCCCAACCUACAUGGGUCCCUGUAACCUUCUACUUUUCAAACUUCCAAGAAAUCCCACUGUAAAAGUGGGGGUUGGGUCCCAGCACUCGGGAGGCAGAGGCAGGCGGAUCUCUGUGAGUUCCAGACCAGCCUGGACUACCAAGCGAGUUCCAGGACAGCCUCCAAAGCCACAGAGAAACCCUGUCUCGAAAAACCAAAAAAAAAAAAAAAAAAAAAAAAAGUUGGGGUUGGGGCAGAGAGAUGAACCCUCCAGAAGGACUGUGUGUAUAUUCACAUGUAGUGGCUGGAUGGCAGAGUGGCUGCUUGCCCAGUGUGUAUGUGUGAGUAUGUAAUAAAUCACCGCCCGCCUCCCAUGGCUCUUUCUUCCUGCCCCCCCCACACUCCCCAGGGCACAAGUCAGCUCCUAAGCAUCAUGACCAAGGGUGGAGGGUGGCUGACAAGAGCCUAGGGGAGACCACUGGGAUUGUUGAGAAAAUGUGCCCUCAAAUAGAAAUUGCCUUGCAA
Messenger RNA from Mesocricetus auratus (golden hamster), 2644 nucleotides. RefSeq names its product transmembrane protein 79 (gene Tmem79). The transcript is spliced from 3 exons. The record is from RefSeq and is a predicted model, not a curated record. Gene Ontology annotation, biological process: regulated exocytosis. Bases 542 to 1729 code for a protein of 395 amino acids. Gene Ontology annotation, cellular component: trans-Golgi network membrane; lysosomal membrane. Lineage: Eukaryota; Metazoa; Chordata; Mammalia; Rodentia; Cricetidae.